AUGGAAUUAUUAAAUAAAGUAAGUGAAAAUGAUCCUGUAUUCUGUCCAAAUGGUUGUGGUCAUUCAUAUGUGGGCAUGCACCGCAAACACAGUCUCAAAAAGCAUUUGGUUUAUGCAUGCGGAAAAAAUCCACAAUUUCAUUUUAAGUACUCGAAUCAAUCUUUGGAAAAAUAUCAAAUGUUUUGUCCAAAUGGUUGUGGCCGAUCAUAUAUUGGGAAAAACAGCAAAUACAAUCUCAAACAGCAUUUGGUUUAUAUGUGUGGUGUUAAUCCACAAUUUUGCUUUAAAUACAUGGAUGAAACUGUUGAAAAAUAUCGAAUAUUUUGCCCAAAUGGUUGUGGAAGAUCAUAUAUUGAGAAUGCCAUGAUGGAAUUAUUAAAUAAAGUAAGUGAGAAUGAUCCUGUGUUCUGUCCAAAUGGUUGUGGACAUUCGUAUAUUGAGAGUCAUAUGAAAGAGUUUUUAAACAUGGCUAGUCGUAGUGACCCAGCAUUCUGCCCAAACGGCUGCGGUCGUUCAUAUAAAGGCACAGAACGGAAGUCCAAUCUAAAAAGACAUUUAAAAUAUUCAUGUGGGAUGUACCCAACAUUGAAAUGUAUUGUGUGCCAAAAUCCAUUCAAGCAUAAUCAUACAUUGCAGUAA
Messenger RNA from Acyrthosiphon pisum (pea aphid), 639 nucleotides. RefSeq names its product oocyte zinc finger protein XlCOF6-like. The transcript has 5 exons. Lineage: Eukaryota; Metazoa; Arthropoda; Insecta; Hemiptera; Aphididae. Bases 1 to 639 code for a protein of 212 amino acids. The record is from RefSeq and is a predicted model, not a curated record.